Molecule: messenger RNA, 2404 nt
Organism: Pipistrellus kuhlii (Kuhl's pipistrelle)
Lineage: Eukaryota; Metazoa; Chordata; Mammalia; Chiroptera; Vespertilionidae
Gene: ERP27
Product: endoplasmic reticulum protein 27
Exons: 7
Coding region: 814-1716 (300 amino acids)
Biological process (GO): response to endoplasmic reticulum stress; protein folding
Cellular component (GO): endoplasmic reticulum
Source: RefSeq, a predicted model, not a curated record
AAAGGGCAAUGAACCUUAAAAAUGUGAAUAGGAGAAAAUCUCAGUUUGUUUUAUUUUAUGGUAUUAUCAUAUGACAGUUGUUUUCUGAUCUUGAGACUUAUAUCCCACUGCCUGUGGGAGUCUCUUGGAAUUCCACAGUCAUCUUAGCCCAAAUCAGACACUGUAUCUUUCCUGUUUAAGAUCUUUCCAUGGAUUCCCAUCACCUACAAAAUAAAAUGGAAGCUCCUAGGCUUAAUUCAUAAGCCCCUUUGUGAUCUGGUCCCAACAUACCUUUUGACCUGUAAUGAUCAUUUCCUUCCCUUUGGAAUACUCAAUCACUAAUAAUUCUCUCUCACUUUACCUGUGCAUCGUUGGGCUUUGUCUCAUUACGUGAAACUCAGGUUCCAUUUUUUUGUCUGGAAAAUUACUCAAGACUCUGGUUGGGCAUCCCCUGCAGGGAAAAAAGCCUUCGCGAACCCCACCACUGUCCUAAAUAUCCUUCGUCUGCCCUCUCACAGUGCUCUAUGAGUUCUUUUUUUUUUUAACUUUUCAUUUUAUAUUUAAGUGAUCUGUUUAUCUGUGCAUUUCUCACAUUAACAAUCUAAGCUGGGAGAGGCUAGAUCAGAUCAUAGUUAUCUUUGUAUCCCUAGUGCUUAGGUCAACACUUAUUAUAGCAUAGAACAUUAUUUACUUAUUUAAAUGAAUUGACUUGACUUUCUUCUGGUUGGUUUUGUGCUGAGGCCCUGUCACUAAACUAGGUCCUUUAUCUCAGAAGUUGAAGGUUCCCCUAGAGCCAGCUGCAAAGUUCCCAAAGCUCUAAGCACACCACAGCCCAUGACCUGCAGAGUAGGCUGCCCCGAGUCCAUGUCCCAAAACACAAAGUCCAGGGGUUGGAUCAGGAGCAGAAGAAGAGGAAUGGAAGCGACACCAUCCAGAUGCCUGUUCCUAUUAUUUCUCUUCACGUGCAUGCUGUCCCCAGAUGUUGCUGCAGAAAUUCAAGAAUCCUCAGAUGAUUCCAGUGCCCCCCAGGAGCCUGUGCGGCUCACGGGUGUCCCAGCUGCCAUGGAAUUCAUUGCUGCUGCUGAGGUGGCUGUCAUAGGCUUCUUCCAGGAUUUAGAAAUUCCAACAGUACCUGUAUUCCGUGGUGUGGUGAAAAAAUUCCAAGACGUGUCAUUUGGAAUCAGCACUGAUUCUGAGGUUCUGGCUCACUACAACAUCACUGAGAACACCAUUUCUCUCUUUCGUCUGGUGGAUAAUGAACAUCUGAUUUUAGGGAGUGAAGACGUUGAAAGCAUUGAUGACACCAGAUUAAGCCGUUUCAUUGAGAUCAACAGUCUCCAUUUUGUGACAGAGUACAACCCUGUGACUGUGAUUGGUCUAUUUAAUAGCAUGGUUCAGAUUCAUCUUCUCCUGAUUAUGGACAAGGCCUCCCCAGAGUAUGAAGAAAGCAUGCACAGAUACCACAAGGCUGCUAAGCUCUUCCAGGGGAAGAUACUUUUUAUUCUGGUGGACAGUGGUGUGAAGGAAAAUGGGAAGGUGAUAUCCUUUUUCAAACUAAAUAAGUCUGAACUGCCAGCUUUGGCAAUUUACCGGACUCUAGAUGAGGAGUGGGAUACAUUGAACGUGGCAGAAGUUUCAGUAGAGCUCGUGCAAAACUUUUGUGAUGGAUUCUUAAAAGGGAAAAGGCUGAGUGAAAGUCAUGACACAGAAGAAAAGACUCAAAAGGUGGAACUCUGAUUUCUCCCCAAUACUUCUGCAUACCACCAAGCAUCUGCUUCAUGCUGAAUGAAGAGGGGCAACUCAAACCUCAGGGACACUAAACAACAAAAUCACUACCACCACACACACACACACACACACACACACACACACACACACACACACACAGCUCCAUUUUGUUCCUCAAAACCUCAUUUAUUCUCCAUGUCCUUUCUUUUAAUUUGCCUAUAUUCUCUCUCACUACCCAUACAAUUUUCUCUUAUGCAUUCAUAUCAUGUAGGCCCAGACGCUGUAGUACCACUAUAACACCACUGGGUGGAGGCCGUAAGAGAAAUGCAUACUAUGGUACCGGCAUGAAGAGACAUGGCUCAAAGGAAAUUGUCCUGAUUUGUCAUUUAAUAUUGAAUUUGGACAUUGCACAUGACCUACGCACAGCAUAGUUUCUUCUCUAUAAGGGUUACUUAAGGGUUGAAACUCUACUUUCCUCAUAAGUUCCUGUCCCCUUCUCUAACACUGGGCCCAAGAACAAAAGGGUUUUACACACCUUUGAGGAACUGUCUUUUUGCCAGAAGUCAAAUGAUGUUCCCCAGGUUCUGAACUCAGCAGAAAUAGACCAUGUAAAACUCUUUGCUUGUUUUGUGUUCCCACUUCCCCAUGUAAAUCAACAACUGCAUAAUAAAUAAAAGGCAAUAAUGUUAUUGGAAAA